Molecule: messenger RNA, 1853 nt
Organism: Lacerta agilis (Sand lizard)
Lineage: Eukaryota; Metazoa; Chordata; Lepidosauria; Squamata; Lacertidae
Gene: RUNX2
Product: RUNX family transcription factor 2
Exons: 7
Coding region: 410-1702 (430 amino acids)
Biological process (GO): neuron differentiation; hemopoiesis; regulation of transcription by RNA polymerase II
Cellular component (GO): nucleus
Molecular function (GO): RNA polymerase II cis-regulatory region sequence-specific DNA binding; ATP binding; DNA-binding transcription factor activity, RNA polymerase II-specific
Source: RefSeq, a predicted model, not a curated record
AUCCUUCUGGAUGCCAGGAAGGGCCUUACCACGGGGCUUUUGUCAAAGUUUAAAAGGGGGGGAGGAAAGGAAAAGCCACAGUGUUGGGCAGUCCCACUUUACUUGACUACUAUGAUGUCACAAACCACAUGAUUCUGUCUCUCCAGUAACAGUGCUUGCAAAAAAAAGGAGUUUUAAAAGCUUUUGCUUUUUUGGAUUGUGUGAAUGCUUCAUUCGCCUCACAAACAACCACAGAACCACAAGUGCGGUGCAAACUUUCUCCAGAAGGAUGCAGCAAGAAGCCUUUGGUUUUUAAAUGGUUAAUCUCAACAGGUCACCAGCAGCCACCGAGACCAACAGAGUCAUAUAAGGCUUCAAGCAGUAUUUGCACCAGAAGAUAACACACACUGUGUGACGGGAGGGGAGAACAAUGGCAUCGAACAGUCUCUUCAGCUCAGUGACACCCUGUCAGCAAAACUUCUUCUGGGAUCCCAGCACCAGCCGGAGGUUCAGCCCGCCUUCCAGCAGCCUGCAGCCCGGCAAGAUGAGCGACGUGAGCCCCGUGGUGGUGGCGGCGGCCGCCCAGCAGCAGCAGCAGCACCCGCAGCACCCACAACAGCAGCAGCAGCACCAGGAGGCGGCGGCGGCGGCGGUGCCCCGGCUGCGCCCGCACGACAACCGCACCAUGGUGGAGAUCAUCGCCGACCACCCGGCCGAGCUGGUGCGCACCGACAGCCCCAACUUCCUGUGCUCCGUGCUGCCCUCGCACUGGCGCUGCAACAAGACGCUCCCGGUGGCGUUCAAGGUGGUGGCUUUAGGAGAAGUCCCUGAUGGCACAGUGGUCACAGUCAUGGCUGGGAAUGAUGAAAAUUACUCUGCAGAGCUGAGGAAUGCCUCUGCUGUAAUGAAGAAUCAAGUGGCACGGUUUAAUGACCUGAGAUUCGUUGGCAGAAGCGGAAGAGGGAAGAGUUUUACCUUGACAAUAACAGUCCUUACAAAUCCCCCCCAAGUGGCUACGUACCACAGAGCUAUCAAGGUGACAGUGGAUGGACCCAGAGAACCAAGGAGGCACAGACAGAAGCUUGAUGACUCUAAACCUAGUUUGUUCUCUGAGCGGCUCAGUGAUUUAGGGCGCAUUCCUCAUCCCAGUAUGAGAGUAGGGGUCCCGACUCAGAGCCCACGGCCCUCUCUGAACUCUGCACCAAGCCCUUUUAAUCCACAAGGACAGAGUCAGAUUACAGGUGCUUCAGAGCUGGGCCCAUUUUCAGAUCCCAGGCAGUUUGCCAGCCUUUCAUCCCUCACUGAGAGCCGGUUCUCCAACCCGCGAAUGCACUAUCCAGGCACCUUCACUUAUGCGCCGCCCGUCACCUCAGGCAUGUCAUUGGGUAUGUCAUCCACAACUCAUUACCACACCUACUUACCGCCACCUUACCCAGGCUCCUCCCAAAAUCAAAGUGGACCAUUCCAGACCAGCAGCACUCCCUAUCUCUACUACGGCACUUCGUCAGGAUCAUACCAGUUCCCCAUGGUGCCAGGAGGAGAUCGCUCCCCCUCCAGAAUGCUGCCUCCCUGUACCACCACCUCCAACGGCGGCAGCGCACUGUUAAACCCUAACUUGCCUAACCAGAAUGAGGGUGUGGAGGCUGAUGGAAGCCACAGCAGCUCCCCAACAGUCUUGAAUUCUAGUGGCAGAAUGGAUGAAUCCGUUUGGAGGCCAUACUGAAUGAAAGUUUAUUGCACGGCCUAAAGUCAGUGAGCCAAAAAGAAAGAAAGAAAGAAAGAAAGUCAGCUAAUUAUAAAGUGCCUGUUUUCCCCCCCUUUUCCUUUGAAUAGAUUCUCUUGCUAUGUACAGCUGUGUAGCUGGGAUGGUAUAA